ACCAAUUCCAAUUCACUCAUCACACCCUCACUGGAUCACACAUAUACAUACAUAUACUUUUUCUCUUUCUCUCUUUAAACAAACCAAGAAAACAACACAUCCAUCAUGGAAAUUGAAGCAAGGGCAGCACCAAUGGUGGCAAAGAAGCUCUUGAACAUUCUAAGAAUAGUUAUGGUCAUGUUAAGAAAAGGUAUAUCAAAGAGCAAACUCAUUUCCGAGUUCAAUCUCUUGCUCAAGCGCGGAAAGAUAGCAGCCAGCAACGCAAUCUCCACCACUCUCACUCUCCACCACCACUACGCCGCCGCCUUCACUCGCCGCCGUUCCUCCUUCCGCAACAACAAAAACCUCUCCUUCUACCCUCGCGAAUACCAAUUCAGCUGCACUAGUAGCCCUGCCUUUAAUUACCACAGCCGUCGCCACCAUCGCUGCCACCACCACGAAGACGUUUCAACCCUAUGUAAGGUUCUUGAGAUGCUAAAAGAUAACAACAACAAUAGCAACUGUGAGAUGGUGAUGGAUUCGCCAUUGAUGCCAUUGCCAGGGUUUGGAAAAAGCCCUAAGCAGUUGAGGAUCACUGAUUCCCCUUUUCCUCUCAAAGACGAAGAAGAUUUUGAUGAUGACGAUGGUGGCAAAAUUGAUAUUAAAGCUGAAGAGUUUAUUAAAAGGUUUUAUAAGAAUCUUCACUUACAACACACAAAUUCUCCUUAUUAUUGCUCUUGGGACCGAUAAUAUAUAUAUAUAUAUAUAUAUAUAUAUAUAUAUUAAUUUUAAUAUAUUAAUAGUAUAAAAUAUUUUAUACAGUCGUACAAUCACAAUUAUAUUUUUACUAAAGUUAUGUGAUUGAAUGAAUAUGUAAAAUAAUUUUAUACCAUUAGUACGUUAAAAUUAUAUAUAUAUAUAUAUAUAUAUAUAUAAUUUGUACCUUAUUUGGACACUAAGAAACACAAUAUAUUGACUUUAUUUAUUGAGUAAUGUCAAAUAUUGUGUGUUUCUAUUCUGUAUAAUAUAUGUUCUUGUGUCCGAUAAUAAUAUUAGCGUACAAAUAAUAUUCCUAUUUUCACGUAUGGAAAAAAAAAACUUCCUAUAAUUUACUUAUUUACAUAUACACCCGCCUCCUCUACGUGUUUUCACUGCUUUGUCAAAGGAAAGUAUCACGUGACUGGGGAUAUCAGUGCAACCACAGCAUCACGUGACUUAGUUAUUAAGUAAUUUUGAUGUAGUAGGGUUUUUUUUUUUUCAAGGGGGAAGAGGUGAUGCCUUGUAUAUAUGUGUGCUUAUGUUGUAUAUAGUGUUUGAUUUCAGCUCAAACUCAAUAUAUGAUUUUGGUGUUUC
This is a messenger RNA of Arachis stenosperma, 1332 nucleotides long. RefSeq lists its product as uncharacterized. The transcript has a single exon. The record is from RefSeq and is a predicted model, not a curated record. The coding region runs from base 106 to 729 and encodes 207 amino acids. NCBI's taxonomy places the organism in Eukaryota, Viridiplantae, Streptophyta, Magnoliopsida, Fabales, Fabaceae.